AUGGCUGGUCCCAAUUAUAAAGCAGGAUUGUCAUGGACAUACAAUUUCAUCUAUGUCUCACUAUUCAUCGGGAAAACACUUUCCCUUACUCUAGAUCAAACCUCAUCCAAGUCCAUCUGUGAUGCCACAUCCUUAUUGCAAAAGGGGAUUCUCGACUACUACGAGGGUACCACGUACGGUGGGACCGUUGGGAUGUUUCAAGCUCCUUACUAUUGGUGGCAUUCAGGUUGCGCCUUUGGAUCCAUGAUCGAGAAUUGGUACCUUUGUCAAGAUGACACCUACGAGUCCUUAAUCACUGAUGCGAUCUUGGCUCAAGCGGGGGAUAAUUAUGACUUUGUGCCUCAAAACCAAACUAUGGUGGAGGGGAACGACGACCAAGGGGUUUGGGGGUUAGCAUUAAUGGAUGCUGCCGAGAGAGAGUUCCCACAGGUUAAGGGACAACCUUCUUGGUUGACCAUGGCAGAAAAUAUCUUUGAAUCCAUGUUUGCUAGAUGGGAUAAUGCUAAUUGUGGUGGGGGGCUCAGAUGGCAAAUUUAUAGUUGGAAUAAUGGGUACGAUUAUAAGAAUACCGUCUCAACGACAUGUUUAUUCCAAUUGGCUGCUAGAUUGGGGAGAUAUACUGGUAAUGAGACCUAUGUUAAGGCUGCCAACCAGGCUUUCGAUUGGUUACAAGGUGUUGGGUUUGUUAUGUUUAAGAAUAAUGAUGGGUACGUGUUUGAUGGUGCUGAUAUCUCCACAAAUUGUACCAAUAUUAAGAAGUAUGAAUGGUCCUAUAAUCAUGGGAUUGUGCUAGGGGGUGCUGCUUACAUGUAUAAUUUAACGGAUGGUUCAUCCACUUGGGAAACAAGAACUUCUCAACUUUUAAAUUUGGCAUCCUCGUAUUUCUUCCAAAAUGGUAUUAUGUUCGAAGCAGAAUGUCAAACUUCCAACAUUUGUAAUAAUGAUCAAAGAUCAUUUAGAAGUAUCUUUGCCCGUAUGUUGGGGAAGACAAGUAUUAUGGCACCCUUUACCGCAGAGACCAUUGAUCCGUUACUAAAGACCACUUCUAAAGCAGCAGCAAAUGCAUGUUCAGGUGGUAAAGAUGGCCACACCUGUGGGUUGAAUUGGUUGAAUAGCAAUUUUGAUGGUAACUACGGGUUGGGUGAAGAAAUGUCUGCAAUGGAAGUUAUUCAAAAUCUGUUGAUUCAUCAAAGACCAGCACCAGCUAUGGUUAAGAUUGAUUCUUCCAGUUCUUCCAGUUCCUCCAGUUCCUCCAGUGCCACACAAACAAGCUCCAAGGCUUUUUCCACCUCAAAAUCCACUUUAUCUUCCACUUUAUCUUCCACAUCUUUAUCGACUUCCUCCUCCUCGUCUCUAGAAUCUUCGUCUGAAGCUAGUCACGCAGCAAAAACAACGAUUAUCAAAACAGUGAAAGCUGGCACAACAACCGUUAUUGACGCAACGGUAAAGGCAACAACAACCGUGACCACCUUUACUACACCUUCAAACAUGGUUAUUAAUACAAUUACUCAAAGCACUGUGACCACAGCAACUACUACCAUUCUUGUUUCCAAGACCAAAAAGACGAAAACUCAUAAGAGCAAGUCAUCCAAAACAGUUUCUUCUACUUCAUCCAGCGAGACUUCAUCAAUUUUAUCAGUUGCUCCAUCUAGCCAAACAACCGAAACUACGGCAUCAGACUCCGCGAGUACCGUCACAUCUAAGGCUUCUCCAAGAACGACCUCUAGUAAAGUGACAACUACUUCAUCCACUGAAGAAAAACAAACUGUUUCCAGUAAAGCACCAGAAACUAUAUCUAAGAAGGUGACAGAAACUGUUUCCAAAAAAGUUACUGAAACGGUAUCGUCUAAGACUAAGGAAACUUCUCAAGAAGAAUCCAAAUCUGCAAGCGCUUAA
Molecule: messenger RNA, 1896 nt
Organism: Naumovozyma castellii
Lineage: Eukaryota; Fungi; Ascomycota; Saccharomycetes; Saccharomycetales; Saccharomycetaceae
Product: glycoside hydrolase family 76 protein
Exons: 1
Coding region: 1-1896 (631 amino acids)
Source: RefSeq, a predicted model, not a curated record